Messenger RNA from Mesitornis unicolor (brown roatelo), 468 nucleotides. It is a transcript of the gene FGF1, whose product is annotated as fibroblast growth factor 1 (acidic). Gene Ontology annotation, biological process: positive regulation of gene expression; regulation of cell migration; positive regulation of cell population proliferation. Gene Ontology annotation, molecular function: growth factor activity; fibroblast growth factor receptor binding. Gene Ontology annotation, cellular component: cytoplasm. Bases 1 to 468 code for a protein of 155 amino acids. The transcript is spliced from 3 exons. NCBI's taxonomy places the organism in Eukaryota, Metazoa, Chordata, Aves, Mesitornithiformes, Mesitornithidae. The record is from RefSeq and is a predicted model, not a curated record.
AUGGCCGAAGGGGAAAUCACCACCUUCACUGCCCUGACCGAAAAGUUCAACCUGCCCCUGGGCAACUACAAGAAACCCAAACUCCUCUACUGCAGCAACGGCGGCCACUUCCUACGGAUCCUCCCAGAUGGCAAAGUGGAUGGGACCAGGGACCGAAGCGACCAGCACAUUCAACUGCAGCUGAGCGCAGAGAGCGUGGGCGAGGUGUACAUCCGGAGCACGCAGUCGGGGCAGUACCUGGCGAUGGACACCAACGGGCUCCUCUAUGGCUCGCAGUUGCUGGGCGAGGAGUGCCUGUUCCUCGAACGGCUGGAAGAGAACCAUUACAACACCUACGUCUCCAAAAUGCACGCGGAUAAGAACUGGUUUGUCGGGCUGAAGAAGAACGGGAGCAGCAAGCUGGGGCCGCGGACUCACUACGGGCAGAAGGCGAUCCUCUUCCUCCCGCUGCCCGUCUCACCCGACUAA